Messenger RNA from Neolamprologus brichardi, 760 nucleotides. The record is from RefSeq and is a predicted model, not a curated record. NCBI's taxonomy places the organism in Eukaryota, Metazoa, Chordata, Actinopteri, Cichliformes, Cichlidae.
GAAAGGUCGCUUUGUGGUGAACCCAGUGGCAGGAGGUGCAGCUGAAAAGGCAGCGGUGUGUCAGGGAGAUCGGCUGGUGUGGAUAAAUGGAGCGAUGGCGUCUGAUCUCACACACGCCGCACUCAGCAAAAUGAUGAAGAAAUGUGGUGAUCACAUCACCAUCUUAGUGAUCGACAGCGAGAGUGAAAAGAAGUACACGCAAAGGCGGGUCCCCGUCCUGCCCACCAUGGCUACCCCUCAUCAGCUACCUUAUAGAGCCCGAACACUCCACCUGAUCUCCGUGUCUGAGAGCUUUGGCUUUCUUCUACGGCUGGAGAAAGUGCCAUCAGGACGCACAUAUCACGUCCUGCGUGGAAUGACCAGAGGCAGCCCUGCAGAGAGGGCGGGGGUGAGGGACGGAGAGCUGCUGCUGGAGGUCAACGACGAGUCGGUGGAGUCACUGAAGCACGAGGAGGUUGUGGACAGAGUGAAGCUGAGCGGACGAGAGGUCCAUCUCACCACCAUCACUCCCAAGGGGCUGGAGUUUUAUACGCAGCUGGGUCUGUCUCCGCUUCUUUUCUGUGAGGAUGAUGCAGCUGAUGAAGGGAAGGAGAGUAGUGUGCUGACUUCUGUGGAGGAGAACUCACGACCAGAGGAAACGCAUGUCUCAAGUUGCUUCUGGGGGUCCUGGGCAGAGUGCUGGACUGCUUGUGGGUGACAUAGUGAUGGAAGGAAAACCUCUGGAAGAUGUGACUGUGCCUGUGGAAGAAGGUGGGCAUAU